Molecule: messenger RNA, 2219 nt
Organism: Sardina pilchardus (European sardine)
Lineage: Eukaryota; Metazoa; Chordata; Actinopteri; Clupeiformes; Clupeidae
Gene: sat2a.1
Product: spermidine/spermine N1-acetyltransferase family member 2a, tandem duplicate 1
Exons: 7
Coding region: 1077-1796 (239 amino acids)
Biological process (GO): immune response
Cellular component (GO): membrane
Molecular function (GO): tumor necrosis factor receptor binding; N-acetyltransferase activity; receptor ligand activity
Source: RefSeq, a predicted model, not a curated record
CCGUGCUGGAGUCCCGUUCUUGGUCCGCACUCACACUGCAUACUAUGAAACUGUACCCAGGCAUGGCUGAGCUGCUGUGCUCUUGAAUCUUUAGGCGCAAUCAUAAACUCAACCAUACACCUUGUACAGGAGUCCACCUCCUCAAGCGGACCCGGUCAUGGAUAAGCAUACUGUGCCCGGGUACGGUAAGAAGUGAUCAUACUGGUCAAAUGAACCGGACUUUGGGAGUCAAACGUACUUGGACACAGUAUGGAUGGCAACGUGCAUCGACAGAAUGUCGGAAACCGAGCCAGCUCGCCUACAUUCAAUUACUUGAUUCUUCAGUCUUCAACGUGAUCGACACAUUGGCUGUACGGCUUUCGGCAUAGCUUCGUGCUAGUGACUGUUAACAGCGUGAUCGAGGAGAACUUGCGAUUUGAAGCGCAGGAGGAGGCAGGGCCAAGCUAACGCGCAAAGAUACCUGGCGCUUCUGGAAGAGGGAAAUGCAGCGUUUGACAGUGGUGAAGUUGUGCGUUUCCGGGCAGUAGUGCUGCGUGAGGGCAUUUCGACGUGCUCCCCGGUUUUCAUGAUGCCCACGCAUACACGCGACCUCUCUACAGAUCUGUCAAGACGCACUUUAGGAAGUGGACUCCACGACUGAGGCUCAUACGAGGAUGCAAAGCCUGAGAGACGUCUGUGCUGCGCUUUAAACUUGCAGAACUUGCGAUUUUGGCUGGACUUCAGCAAGCUCACCAGUGCAGAACAAAAUCAAUAUUUUGCUUGACGUAGGCUUUGGAUUCCAAAACAAACGCAAUUAACAUUCGUUGCUUUCUGCGCAUAUAGCAUUCUUCGUGCGCCGACACAACAUUUGCGACACACUACGGCGAACAGCAUGUCAGUGUGCCAACAGUUUGUCAAAAAACUGUUUGGUUGAUAACAUUAUACCACGCAGCAUCUGAACCAUCUGCACUCGGCUUUAAUGGACGAGACGCGCACAGCUUGGCCAGAUGCAUGCAUACGUAUGUGCGUUUGGAUGAAGAAGGGGGGCUUUAGAAUGCAAUCUCUGAAAUGGUAAAUAACGAUUCCCGAACACUACAAUGCAUCGAAUUCUGCAGCGAAGAAAAAUACGCAAACUUCGGUUUGUAUGGGCAUCCAUGGCCGUGUUUGCAUUGGUGCUGGCUUUGUGCAGUGCCCUGUUUACAGUCUGGACAUGGCGACAAACUAGGGACCUGUCCGUAUCUUUCACAACUCUGCAAGAGCGCCUGGAGCAAGUGAACAGCCAGCGCCGAGAAAUUGUUCAACUCAUCCUGGAGAAGAGGGAGAUUCUGCAGGGCCAGAGGCUUAAGAGAGAAGCGGGGACAGGAAAGGGGAAAAAUGGAGGCUUAAGAAAAGUGGCGUCCCAUUUUGAGAUUACCAAGACGUCCUUUCAGAACGUGGGCACUGAGGGUUUCAUCAAAGGAUGGGUGGAAGAAUCACUCAACAUGAGCAAGGCCGUGACCUACAGGGCUGACACGGGCACCUUCAGAGUGGAGCGCACGGGUGUCUACUUCCUCUACUGUCAGGUGCACUUCAAUGAGAACCAGAGCCAGUAUGUGAAGCUGGAGGUGUCCGUGACCAGUGGCCCGUCCCUGCAGUGCAUCGAGGGCUACGGGACCACCCCGUCCUCUGGCUCUCACAUGUUCCACUUCCUGAAGCCAUGCCAGGUGUCGGGCCUGCUGAGGCUCACCAAGGGUGCCGAGCUCCGGGCCAAAACGGCCCCUAACCUCAUCCUGAAGAACAACGGCAAGCACUACUUCGGGCUGUUCAAGAUCAACUGAACUGGGGGGUGACAUUUGACAGUGAUCGUCCCCCCCAAAGAUCAACUGAGAGACAGAAAAAAAAGACAGAAAGUGAUGGUGCAAGCCCUUGUCCUGUGUCUUAGAAGACAUUAACCUUCAAACUCUUAUGCACUUACGUCUGGAUUUCAACUCCUGGAGAAGCAGGGGAUGCUUUUGUUGGGGGAAAAAUAACUCUUCCUGGUUGACUGAGUGAAAAGGCAUAGCAGACAGUCUCCCGUUUAGACAUCUGCCUCCUAAGUCUCGCCAAAGUCUCUGUGCACUGUCUGCCUCUCUUUUUUUUUGAUUUUCUAGUUUUCCUGCCGAGGCAGUUCCUUUUCUGGUCGGAGAGAUUCUCUCUUAAGCAGCGGCCUUCUCCUUCACCCGUAAGCCUCUAAACAUACGAUAAUGAGCGAGGAGAUUCAG